Messenger RNA from Alternaria postmessia, 1605 nucleotides. RefSeq lists its product as uncharacterized. Bases 1 to 1605 code for a protein of 534 amino acids. Gene Ontology annotation, biological process: iron ion transmembrane transport. The record is from RefSeq and is a predicted model, not a curated record. Gene Ontology annotation, cellular component: membrane. Gene Ontology annotation, molecular function: iron ion transmembrane transporter activity. The transcript has a single exon. Lineage: Eukaryota; Fungi; Ascomycota; Dothideomycetes; Pleosporales; Pleosporaceae.
AUGGCGACUUCGUCACCACGCUCAUCGACGAGCUCGACAAGCAGCAGCAGCAGCACCUCCUCGCGCUCCUACCCCGCCUCAUCUGCAACGCCCUCACCAAGACGACAAUCACCCCGCCCCCUCCUCUACAAACUCUACACCUCACACAUACUGUCUACGUGGAAUGCGCGCACUUUUGAAUUUGGCGCUGUCAUCUUCCUUGCGAAAAUCUUCCCCGGAACGCUCUUCUUCGCAAGUUGCUAUGCGCUUUUUCGCUCGCUUGCCGCUGCGCUCCUGGGGUCGUGGAUAGGCGGGCAGGUCGAUGCGAGGGAUAGAUUGUAUGUCGUGAGGCAGAGUAUUCUAUGGCAAAGGCUUUCUGUCGCAGCGAGUUGUGCAGUUUUGGUGGCUAUGUUGGGUUUGGGUGACGUGCAAGAGAAGAAAAAUGCCAGUGGAAUAUCGUAUGGCUUGUUUGCGGUCAGCGCGGUUCUGGCAUGUGUCGAGAAAUUGGCUUUUGUCGCCAACACGGUUUCUGUGGAGAGAGACUGGAUAGUCGUGGUUUCUGAGAGCUUGGGUGCAGAUCGUCAAGAGCUGAAUAGCGUCAUGCGCAGAAUUGAUUUGGUGUGCAAGCUCAUUGCGCCCGUGGGCAUCGGACUCGUGGAUGGGUACUCGACCAAAAUCGCCAUCUGGGUUGUAUUCGCGCAGAAUGCAAUCAGUGUACUGGUGGAGUACUUUGCCAUUGCGAAUGUGUACGCCGCGGUGCCGGAACUUGGUGUUGGCAAAGGCGUCGCGCAGGCUGAAACGAAUAUUGCCACGGAUUCACAACCGCAAGACUCUUCCCACGGGGAUACCGUGUCAAACACGCCUAGCCGACGUUCCACUCUUCUCGCCAAUAUAACCUCACACCUGCAACCCUACCGCGCAUAUAUCGAAAACCCCGCCUUCCUCGCCUCCUUCUCGCUUUCCCUCCUCUAUCUCACUGUCCUGAGCUUUGCAUCGCAAAUGACGACUUACUUGCUCACCCUCGGCUUCACGAGCACGCACGUCUCCAUCAUGCGACUCGUGUCCGUUAUCCUCGAACUUAGCGCCACCGUCGCGGCGCCGUGGCUGAUGAAUAAGAUUGGCGCUGUACGAGCAGGUCUCUGGUUCAUCAACGAACAACUCCUCGCCAUUGCCCUAGCCAUAGGCUUAUUCCACGUCUUCCCUACGAGUACAACACCGAUGUUGGCUGGCGCCGCGCUUGUCCUGGGCGUCUGUCUCUCGCGCCUUGGUCUCUGGGGUUUCGAUCUCAGCGUCCAGUAUCUCGUGCAGGAAGAUGCGCCGCCUGCGUCUCGCGGCUCAUUUUCCGCUAUUGAGAUGUCACUGCAAAACGUCUUUGAGCUCCUCUCUUUCGCGACGACAAUGGUGUGGUGGCGGCCGCAGGACUUUACUAUUCCGAUUUAUAUCAGCGCGGGCGCGAUUGCAUCGAGUGCGGCGUGUUUUGCGGGAUUUGUAAGGCAGAAGAGGGGUCAUUUGUUGCAUACGGAUCGGUGCUUGAAGAGGAUGGGUGGGAAGAAGAGAAGGUAUCAGGUGCUGCCGACUAUUGAGGAGGAGGGGGACUUUGAGCUGGAUGAAAGGAGUGGGCGAUGA